Branchiostoma floridae (Florida lancelet) is the source of this 1664-nucleotide messenger RNA. RefSeq names its product E3 ubiquitin-protein ligase TRIM56-like. The record is from RefSeq and is a predicted model, not a curated record. Gene Ontology annotation, cellular component: chromatin; nucleoplasm. Bases 22 to 1269 code for a protein of 415 amino acids. Gene Ontology annotation, biological process: positive regulation of DNA-templated transcription. Lineage: Eukaryota; Metazoa; Chordata; Leptocardii; Amphioxiformes; Branchiostomatidae. Gene Ontology annotation, molecular function: ubiquitin-protein transferase activity; zinc ion binding. The transcript is spliced from 2 exons.
AAACUCUGAGAAGUGAUCAUCAUGGCGGAAAUCAACAUACUCAGCAAGAUAUCUGACGACUUUCUGGAGUGUGCGAUCUGCCUGGAACCCUUCAAGGGCCCCAAAAUCCUGCCGUGUCUUCACACCUUCUGUAAGGGAUGUCUGGAGAAGUGUGUUACACAGCAAGGGAAGGAACAGUUUCCGUGUCCAACAUGUCGGAGUGAGACCAUGCUUCCAGAAGGGGGCGUCGCUGGGUUCAAAGACAACUUCUUCAUCGUGAGCUUGAGUGACACCAUUCGGUCUCACAAGAGUUUGCUUAGCAAGGGAAACGACAAAGUGUCAUGUGACCUCUGCGAUGAAGGACUGGCCGUACAAGGCUGUGUCGUCUGUGAGGAGUUCUUGUGCGAGGAAUGUUCUCGCGCCCACCGCCGCUACAAGCACACACGCGACCACGAAGUCGUCAACAUGGCAAAGCUGAAAGAGCAGCUGAUCACCAAGAUGAGGUCGUUCAAGUCGAGUUCGCUUCCAGUAUGUCCGAAACACCGGGACGAGAAGCUGAAGUUUUACUGUGAGCAGUGCAAGCACCCCAUCUGUCGAGACUGCACGGUACUGCAGCACAAGGAUCACAAGUAUGGCUGCUUAGCAGACGCCGUGGGGGAUGUGCGGGCAGAUAUUGAAGAUAGACUGGAAGCCGCCAUGCAGAAAAUCAUUGAAAAUCAAGACGUCGAAAGUAUGAUUACAUGGAAGCAAUUGGAACUAGAGGACAACAGCAAAAAAGCUGCAGAAGACAUAGAUACCGCAACAGAGGAAGCAAUCAAGUAUUUGAGACGCAAGCAGGUUGAACUGAAAGACAAGUUAGCGACCGUGACAACCGACCGUUCCAAGCUGCUCUCUGCUGCAGCGGACAGUGUUGAGAGCACCUUACUAGUAGGCUGUCUGUCGAGCGCGGUGGACUUCUCGCGGAAAAUAGUAGAACACGGUAGCGACUUUGAUGUCAUGAACGUUCACUCGGACAUCACAGUACGCCUCGAUCCUCUGCUGAAAGGUCUGACCCCAAACAUCCCUAACUGCAUCAGCAAUGUCGCGUUCAAUCCUAGGAGCAAGGAUAAGGAAAGCAAGGAAAAAGAAGAAGACAUUAUUGGCGACAUUGUCUUCGAAGAAAUGCAUGAUGGAAAAUUGGAAGGAGAAGAGAAAGGGGCGCAAGCCGUGGGAACCUAUCGUGUUACGAGCUUUGCAGGCUGGCUUACCCGAGGAUGGGUUCCGAUGAAUUGGAGGGGAUCGACGAAGUAGAGGACGUUUACAAGUUACGGUCAAGGUUGAAGAGGUUUACAAAUUUUACAAGGCUUAAUUCACCUUGAGUAUUCACCUUGAGAGACAGCCAGUAGGUACCCGUUAGAGUAAUGAGGCUGUACAUAGUUAAAAGCUCUAUUUAUAUUAAUAUUAUGGUAGAACUGACUCACUGGGACAUGCGGCUUUCUGACAUCACUAAAUACUAUCAGUCACAUAUUUGUCAGCACAGCAUAGUUUCAAAUGGUGGGAGAGCACAGAACUAUGACAGAUUUAUGUAAAACAAGCAAGAACUUGACUUUGGAGUAUAUUUAACAUAGUAUGAUAUAGUAGGCUUCUCAAACUCUCCUAGAAAGUUAAACAUUAUGUUGUGGCAGUUUUUUUAUUAAAGUGAUUGA